UCCUCAGUCAUGAAAAUCGUUACCUGUGAUUAAUUGGAAACUGCAUCAACGGAUCGGUACUUGAAAUCAAUUCGGGACCUUUUUAAGUGAUUGAUUCAACAAAAAAAGUCAAACGACGUUAACAUUAUACGAUGCGUAAACUUUAUCAACGCAAAAAUUUUUUGCUACGUAUGUGGAACAAGAUUCGAAACCGAAUCGGGACUUCUUUUCAAAGAGUCAUCGAAAUGCCGUGAAACCUGUACGUCUUAUCGUGAACAAGUCGUGUGGUUGAGAACAAAAUUUUUGACCUUUGAAUUCGAAUAAAAGAGACUGGUUUCGCAAAUCUUUUUGAAUAAAAUCACUUGUUCUUCGAGGCCCGUUGCGAAAAAAUGGAAAAUGUUUUCGCCAAAAUUACACACAGCGUUGGAAGAAAGAAGUUUGGACUUUACUUGACGUAGAAACAGUGACACUGAAUCGGAAAAAACGAUCAGAGUCUUGGGUCAUUUGGUUCUGGAGACGACACGAUAAAUAAUGUAGAUACGAGUCAAUGUACGCAUGUGGUCAAUCUUCCGAAACAACAAACUAAUUAAACUGCCAGUUUCUCAAUACCGCUGCUGCCUUCGACAGCGCUGCAAAACCGCAUUUAACUGUUUCGUAAAAUUUACUCGCUGAUCGGUAAUCAAUGCGUACCAUAAAUCGAAAACUGCAGCGCGAUUAAACCAUAAGUGAAUGCGUAAGAAAUAAUUCGAGACCCAAGUGGCAACUUUGAAAAUGUGAAUAUUGGAUCAACACCAAGUUAACGAGGAUUGUUUUUUAUUUUUUUCUUCGACUACGCGAAAAUGUACCGUGGCUGUGGCAACUUGCCGUGAUAAAGAGGAAAAGAAACCAAAACCUCGGAAGAGGUAAAGCAAAUCGAAAAAAAUCUGCCAAUUCUCAUCAUAAGUCUGGAGAAGAAAGUAAAACCAUAAGCGUCGAACUUCGUAGUUACUCCAUUUUUUGCGGAAAAGAAAAGUUUCACCUUCCGAUUCCACUAAGAUGUUCGAGAAGCAGUUGCUGCACCGAUUCUAAACAGUGGCUUUGUGAAAUAGUUGGAUUAAUUGAUCGAUUUAUCGCUGCAAUAACGGAAUUGCCGGGACUGAAAAGACGAUAAUACUGGUAUUAUUAUAACCAAAGAAUUGGAUAAAAUUUUUUUCGACGUCCGAAUCGAGGAAGCUCGUAAAUUCUUGGCCCAUUCACCUUAUCGCUGUGCCACGUAGUCGAGGGCAUAUAUUAUUCGACUUUGGACAAGAUAUAUCGUUAUCCGCAAACUGACUCGCCGGAAUUAAUUUUCCUACCGACAAAAGUUUUCAGCAGCUUCUCCAAAAAUGCCGUACGAAUCCUUGCAUGUGCUGCCUUUGAGUCUCUUCAUCCUGAUCCCGGUCACGUUCAUGAUCACUUAUACUAUAUCAGUACAAUGGGGUCACGUGGUGCCCGGUUUCCCUUACAUAUCAGAAACCGGUACAUUGUCACCCGAGUCCUGCAUAUUCGCGCAGCUCCUGAACAUAGCAGCGUUCCUGCUUGCCUGCUUCGUCUACAUCAGGCAUCGACAGGUAGAACAGUGGCGAAUUGAACGGGGCGACAACUCCGUGAAUCGCUCGACGGUUCUGCUGACGGCAUGGAGUGGUUUUCUGUCGUGCUUGGGCCUCGACAUCCUGGCGAACUUCCAGGAGGCCCGAGUUGUUGCAGCCCACAUGACCGGCGCGAUGACGUGCUUCACGGCUGGGACCCUUUACUUCGUUCUCCAGACUUACUUGAGCCAGAAGAUGGUCAACGCGUUGAAUGGUCAGACCAUUGUCUGGGUUCGCGGUGCACUCUCGGCUCUCACAGUAAUUCUCACAAUCGUAGUCGUCAUUCCUGGCUACAUAUCGACGCUGGAGUUCAAAGGAUCCGACUACAAGAAGUGGCAGCCUGAGGAUGGCGGGUGGGAAUGGCACGUGACCAGCGUUGCUGCCGAAUGGAUGCUGGCCAUCGUAUUCUGCGCAUUUUUGGUUACCUUCGUUCCAGAGUUUCGGUUGAUAAAUUUUGAGGCACCCGAAGUCACUGUGACUUACCUGGACAAUGAAAGACGAAACUCGAAACUGUCCGAGACGCAGGAAACUACGAUACAAGAAGUAUAAAAUAUGACAAGUGUAGCUUCCGAAAUUUUGUCAACCAUCGUAAAUUCGCCCUCUUAGCAAGGACAGGAACUCUGACCAUGACUCUCACAUAUUCGGAACAUCUGCUACAGGUUUCGCUAAAGUGUGGCGAAACUUUUGGUAAUCACUGAUCUAAGGGUCGAAGAAAAGUCACUGAAUCGUUGUCGUCUUUUGCGAAUAGUCCAUGCUGACGCGAGAUGGACUCUAUAGUACUUAAUGAUCGAUAUUCUCAAAGUUACUACGAUAAGCAAGUGAAAGACUUGGUCAUUCGUCAAUGUGAUGUUGGUCAAUUGAUCGAGCCAGUGAUCGUGAAAGGUAGAAUAAAUACCGAAUGAUUUUUAUUUAUACACGAAACGAAAUUCUUACUUAAGACGAACUGGAUUCGUUAUAUACAGCAAGAAUUAGUGAAUUAUAAUUAUUUAUACACUAGCACUGCACUGUGACCAAUGUCAAUAUGAAACAUCGCAGCAACUAUCAAGUAUUGUUCAAUAAAACAUUGCAAGCUGUAAUCCCGAAGCGGAA
This is a messenger RNA of Neodiprion fabricii, 2675 nucleotides long. RefSeq names its product DNA damage-regulated autophagy modulator protein 2-like. Lineage: Eukaryota; Metazoa; Arthropoda; Insecta; Hymenoptera; Diprionidae. The record is from RefSeq and is a predicted model, not a curated record. The transcript has 7 exons. Bases 1344 to 2135 code for a protein of 263 amino acids.